This is a messenger RNA of Penicillium cataractarum, 1302 nucleotides long. Its product is annotated as putative aspartate aminotransferase. The record is from RefSeq and is a predicted model, not a curated record. Gene Ontology annotation, biological process: L-aspartate biosynthetic process. The transcript has 3 exons. Gene Ontology annotation, cellular component: cytosol. Lineage: Eukaryota; Fungi; Ascomycota; Eurotiomycetes; Eurotiales; Aspergillaceae. Gene Ontology annotation, molecular function: L-aspartate:2-oxoglutarate transaminase activity; pyridoxal phosphate binding. The coding region runs from base 1 to 1302 and encodes 433 amino acids.
AUGGGAUCCAUCUCCGAAGCUCCCGACUUGGGAAAGAAGCGGCAAACGAUUUCAUUAUUCUCGAGCCUUCCACCAACUCCACUCGACGAGCCUUUUUCCGUCAAUGGCGCCUAUAUUCAAGACAGCCAUCCGCAAAAGGUCAAUCUAGGAAUAGGGGUCUAUCGCAGUGAAGAUGGAGCGCCGUGGCCACUGAGGGUUGUGGAGGAUGCUGAAAAGGAGCUCUACGAUGCAAAGAAUGUCGGCAGACAUGAGUACCUUGCAAUCCAAGGCGAUCGUGCCUUCCUUCAACUCGCGGCGGACCUCGUCUUUGGGUUUGGAAAGGGUAAAUCAAGUGCCCCGGCCGUUAUUGAAGAUCCGAGAAGUCGAGUUGUCUCAGUACAAACCGUCUCCGGAACAGGAGCAAACCGACUGGGUGCCGAACUAUUGGCUCGCAAUAUCCGCCCAGGAUGUGUUUGGAUUCCAGAUCCCACAUGGGCAAAUCAUCAUACCAUUUGGGAGCUCGCUGGGGUAGAAAGGAAAACUUAUCCAUACUACGACAGCGUUUCUCAAUCCUUCAAUUUUGAAGGCACGAUUAGGACCUUGUCAGAGUCCGCGCGUAAGAACGACGUUGUGAUCCUCCAUGCAUGCGCUCACAAUCCAACUGGCGCGGACCCCACAAGAGAACAGUGGGAUGCAUUAGCCAAGUUGUGCAAUGCGAAAGGGCUGAUUCCCUUCUUUGAUCUCGCUUAUCAAGGCUUCGCGUCUGGAGAUGCUGAUAAGGAUGCAUGGGCCAUACGACACUUCUUCAACGAUAUGCAUAUGCCGGAGUUCUGUGUUGCGCAAUCGUUCUCGAAGAACUUUGGCUUGUAUGGGCAAAGAGUGGGAGCUUUGCAUGUGGUCACUCGACCCGCAGUACAUGACGUGACUCAGGAUCUACAGGCGACUCUCUGUCAUUUGAUUCGUGGAGAGUAUUCUAUGGCUCCAAGAGGUGGCGCAGAGAUAGUGCGAACGGUGUUGGCAGACCAGAGACUCCGUGAGAGAUGGUUUGAAGACCUCACCACAAUGAGUCAAAGAAUCCAGCGUAUGAGACAUACCCUAUAUGACGAAUUGCUGAAACUGAAAACACCUGGGGACUGGAAGCACAUUGUGAACCAGAUCGGUAUGUUCACAUAUAUCGGGCUAUCUGAGCCACAGGUUCUCGCGAUUCGGGAGGAGUAUCACAUAUAUAUGUUGAAAUCUGGUAGAAUUUCAAUUUCUGGACUAAACGAACGUAAUGUUGGAUAUGUCGCCCAGGCGAUUGACGACGUUGUUCGUACAACCUAA